GAAUCCCAGGAGCGGAAGGGGCGGAGUCCAGGCUGUGGCGCGUCUUCGCUCUUUGACAGUUUCGCGGUGGCGCUUUGCGGAAAGAUGCCGCCGCUUCAGAAAGAAGGGGGACGGAGGCGGCUCUGCUCCGGGCCGGUGCUGUGGCUGCUCCCGCUCUUCCUGGCGGGGCUUCCGGACCCGGUGGAGGGCGGGCAGGUCUCCAAAUGGCGGCUGCCGGUUCCCAUGGGAAAGAAAUAUUUUAACUUUGGAAAGAUUCUCUUCAGGAACACUACAAUUUUCCUAAAGUUUGAGGGCAAUGAGUCUGCCUGUGAUCCUUCUCAAGGUUACAAUGUCACCUGGUACUUGAGAUAUUCUGAUUGCUAUAAUGAGGUCUUCAACUUUGGGGAUGAACAGGCAGAUGCUUACUUUGGGAAUCCUGUAGAAGACCGCUUGGGUUGGUCAGGAUUCUACGCAAUGUCUUCACGUUACUUCCCCAACUGCAGUGAGCUGUUCAGACCACAGAAUUUCUACAAUGAAUUUGUUCAUCCAGAGCCACUUUCCGGUGGAAAACAAGAGGUCUCAAGAGAACGAAGAGAGAAUGGAACAAGCAAUGCUACUAUAACAGAAACUCCUCCUAUGAAUGCUGUCAUGAGAACCUGGCAAGAUGGACCAUAUAUCUUCAUUGUGCAGAUUGGCUUUUCACCCUCAAAGGAGACUAGUGUGGAAGCUAAAAGAAUAGCAAGUGGACAACUAAAAAAUGUGGCGUCCCCUGAUCCCCAGAGGACACUUUUUACUAUGACUGUGGAAGUGAAGGGUCCGUAUGAAUAUCUUUCUCUAGCAGAUUAUCCACUCAUGAUUUUUUUCAUGGUGAUGUGUAUUGUAUAUGUAUUGUUUGGAGUUCUGUGGCUGGCAUGGUCAGCCUGCUACUGGCGGGACCUCCUGAGGAUCCAGUUUUGGAUUGGUGCUGUGAUCUUACUGGGAAUGCUAGAGAAAGCUGUUUUCUAUGCAGAAUUUCAGAAUAUUCGCUAUACAGGAGAAUCUGUCCAGGGAGCACUGAUAUUGGCUGAGCUGCUUUCAGCACUGAAGCGGUCACUUGCUCGAACUCUUGUUAUUAUAGUGAGCCUGGGAUACGGUAUAGUCAAACCUCGUCUUGGAAUCACUCUUCACAAAGUAGUUGUUGCUGGAGCCCUCUAUUUAUUAUUUUCUGGCAUGGAAGGUGUCCUCAGAGUCACUGGGUCUUUCCGUGGUGUUACAGCUUUGAUAGCUAACAUUGCGCUAUCUGUCAUUGACUCCUGUAUUAUUUACUGGAUAUUUAUCAGUUUGACUCAGACAAUGAAGUUGUUAAAACUUAGGAGGAACGUUGUGAAGCUUUCUCUCUACCGACACUUUACAAGCACUCUCGUCUUGGCAAUAGCAGCAUCUGUUAUUUUUAUCAUCUGGACAACUUUCAGGCUGGUAGACUGUCAGUCAGAUUGGCAGGAGGUGUGGGUAGAUGAUGCCGUCUGGCGGCUCUUGUUUUCAAUGAUACUUUUUGCCAUCAUGGUUCUUUGGAGGCCCUCGGCCAACAACCAGAGAUUUGCCUUUUCGCCAUUGUCUGAAGAAGAGGAGGACGAUGAACAAAAGGAACCAAUGCUGAAAGAAAGCUUUGAAGGGAUGAAAAUGAGAAGUUCCAAACAAGAAUCAAAUGGAAAUCCAAAAACCAACAAAUCACAGGAAGAUGAUUUGAAAUGGGUAGAAGAGAAUGUCCCUUCUUCAGUAACUGACGUUUCUCUUCCAGCACUUCUGGAUUCAGAUGAGGAGAGAAUGAUCACACAUUUUGAAAGAUCCAAAAUGGAAUGAAAAAAACAACAAAAAAACGGGUUUGUAAGAGAAGAUUUCCUGCUGUUGGAGAAAGAAACUUCUGUCUCCCAUGGAAUGUCCCAUGAUCUGAUAUGUUCCAUGAUCUUUGGAACUCUACAUUGUUCUCAGAAGAAGAACACUUUACUUGGGUCGCUGUGAAUGGAAUGUGACACAUGUUGAUUUGCAUCAUUGCUGCAAAAAUAGCUUCUAAAGCAAUUGAAAUGUUUUUUUAUGGCAGCAUGUUAUUUUUAAAAUAUUAAAUGAAACUAAAGCAUUUUACUACUGCCUUGAAGACCUGUGAAUCUAAUAUCACAGCCAAAUCCUAUAUAUUUUAACUGCACUGGGCAGAGGGAAAAUAAAUAACAAGUGAAAGGUUAUGAAUAAUUUCCCCCAAACCAGUAAGUGUGAUCCGUGCACAAAGGUGAAUGUCACCUUUUAGCUAGUCUCCAGGAAUCCAUGUGCUUCACGUCAAGACUCACAACAUUUGAGGUGGUGCAAAGAAGACUUAAUACUAGUGUUCUCCACUUCCUAGUGUGAUUGGAGCUUUGUAAAUGAGUUUUGCACACAAUAGAAUAUCUAUGGCUUGCAGGUAUAUCCAAGAAUCUGUGGACUGGGGUCAGUGCCUUUCAUUUUUUUUCACAGAUGCAGCAGCUACUGAAGGAAGAUUAUGAUAUAAUCUGGCUGGGGCGGGGGGAGUGCUUUAGAAGAUGAGCUCUUGCUUAUGGAACUGAACCAAAUCAUGACUUCAUAAUGCUUUUAACAAAAUCAAAUGCAUUCCAGAAAAAAUGUCUAUUUUUUCAUACUUUGAACCAAUGAUUGUUUAACCUUUAGUGUUUACACAUCUCAUUGCUGGCAAUGGGAUGUGAGUACGGUCAGUUCAUUAAAAUUAGUGCAGUGAGGCUUUCAUAAGAUGAUUCUACUACCCAUCAGUUGUAUUUGACUAGUUGUGUUCAUCCUGUGCUUUCUUUUGGAAGCAUUGAGAUUUGCUCUCUGAAUCAGGUCUGUACAAACUGUGACCCUCCAAACCAAGUUGGGCAGCUAGUCAUAUAUUAUGGCUAGCCAAAUACUUGUCAACACCCCUGUAUUUUUCAUUAUAGGUGGGCUGCCAAAUCUGGAAGGCUAUGAAGCCCCAGGUGGGUUGGAUUUGGCCACAAGUUGUGCUCGUCAUUUGUUGUGUAUGCAGACUAUGGAAAGUUACCUGGAAUAAGAAAUAAUAUAAUGAUAUGAUUAAGCCAGUUGAUGUCAAACUCAUUUUCACUGAGGGCUGCAUCAGCCUUCAAAGGGCCGAUUGUAAUUGUAAGACUAUAUAAAUGUAACUAUGUUGCCCUGGCAUUGAAAACCUCAUGGGCCACAUAAAAUGAUAUGGCAGGCCGGAUUCAGCCUGCAGGCCUUGAGUUUGACAUGUGUGGCUUAAGCCAUCUGUUGAAAAGUGAAGGAAUGCAGUGUUCUGGAUUCUAGAACAUCUGCUUUCCACCACUUGUUUAUGGAUAGCUUCAACAGACUUUUACACUUUGGCAUGCUAUUAUAGUAUGUUCAUUCUAAAAGUAACUCUCCUAAAGGUAUGUGUGUUCUACAUAUAAAUUCAUUUCUUCAAACAAAGUGUAUCCUUGCUCUCUGAGCAGGGCUGGUUCCAGCACCUGUAGCUUUAAGUAGGUGUUGAGUUUCUAUUGCCCUCACAGGGAUCACGGGCACCUGAUCUGUAUCUAUGAGCGACCCUUUUAACAUGUCCUGCUAUGGUCCCAAUGUAACACUGCAGCAGGGCAGUGGGGAAUUUAAAAUAACAGAUCAUGUUAUUUUAUCUGUCUGCAGGCAUACUUCCAAAUACUUUGAAAAUGAAUGGCAAGAUAAGGAAAGGUUUUUUUAAAAAAAAUUCUAGUGCCACGUUUGGGCUAUAGGAAUGAAUUUGACACAUUUAUUCCUUCAGUGAUCCUGGAAUUGGGUUUUGUCAAGAAAAUCUGAAGUCUGCUGCUCUCAAUUUUGUGUCUCAAUUUUGUUUCAGCUGUAUUUAAUAUGGUAAUGGGUUUUCCUGUAACAAAUUACUUGAUUACUUGAUUCAAUUUGAGUUGCAAAUUUUUGUUCUGUAUCAUAAUAAAAUCUUUGGCUGUGAA
Messenger RNA from Anolis carolinensis (green anole), 3926 nucleotides. RefSeq names its product transmembrane protein 87A (gene tmem87a). Lineage: Eukaryota; Metazoa; Chordata; Lepidosauria; Squamata; Anolidae. The record is from RefSeq and is a predicted model, not a curated record. Gene Ontology annotation, cellular component: Golgi cisterna membrane; Golgi apparatus. Gene Ontology annotation, biological process: retrograde transport, endosome to Golgi. Bases 85 to 1818 code for a protein of 577 amino acids. The transcript has 20 exons.